AUGUCCCAUUAUUCCUGGGGUACUAGUGCACCCGUUGACGGGGACAGUGCUGAAGAAGUAUUCAACCAUGCACCCUGGCCCGAGCCUAGGGGACGUGACUCUCCGCCCAAGAAGACACCUCGCACGCUGGCGCCGAACCUCACCCGCCGCUCUCAUAAGAAAUCUCGCGGAGGCUGUCUCAACUGCAAGUGUCGAAAGAUCAAGUGCCAGGAAACCAAACCGUCGUGCGAGAAUUGUCUGGUCAAGGAACUAAAAUGUGAAUAUCCAUCGCAGGCAACCACGAAGAUUGUACGCCGCCCAUCAUGUGCAUCGAGACCCAACCGGGCGGUGGUUCGACAUGAUGAACCCAAGCUCCCAGCUACCCUCUCACCCCCAACCUCUUUCAACAUGGAUGAUAUGCGUUGUUUCCAUCACUUCCUGACUGUUGCUUAUCCCCAUCUGCCACUGGGCAACGACUCGGUCUGGGUGCAGGACAUUCCAAUCUUUGCGCAACAACAUGAGUAUCUGAUGCAUGCUCUCCUUGCGCUGGGUGCAUCCCACCUGACGCGGAUGUCGCCCCAAACCGACUACAGCACCACCGCCAUGAUCCACCAGGGCCAAGCCAUCAAAGGCCUCAACGAAGCGCUGGCCAAGGAAAGCCGAAGCUACGGCGAAUCCGACGCCCUCCUGGCCGCCUGCUACGCCCUCACCUUCCAAGCCUCGUACAUGGGCGACGGCAUGACGGAUUUCAUCACCAUGGUGCGCGGCUGCGCUUUGGUGACCGAGCAGAUCUACAAACAAGAAACCCGGACCGCCUUCAACCUCGACCAGAACAUGCACUUCCGCAUCAUGCUGCCCCGGCUCGAGCACUUCCCCAACAUAUCCCCCACCCUGAUCACCCCGGCCGUCCUCGCCGUCGAAGCGCUCCGCCCGCUCCUCCGCACAACCAUGGACCACCAGUUCCACGCCUCCUUGUCAUCUGCCCUCUUGGCCCUCCAGCAGUCGCCCAAGGCCGGCUACCUCAACUUCGUCCGCCUCUACGCCACCCUCUGGGACAUGAGCCACGACCAGUUCGCCGUCUUCGUCGAUCCGCACAACACGCCCGCGCAGCUGCUCAUGGCGCAUUUCCUGGCCCUGCAGAUGCUCAUGGUGCCGUUGCUGGUGCACGAGUUCCCGGCGCUGAACGAUGCGACCAAGGCGAGGACGUUGCUGGGCACGGUCGAGUGGGGGGAGAAGAUCUGGGAGCGCACGCCGCAGCGCAUGCGGCCGUAUUUGGUGUGGUCCAGAGACGUCUUUCAGACGGUCAGGAGCGAGAUUCAGGCCUUGAAUGGCGGCAAUUAUCGCGACAUGACGUUUAAGAUUUUGGCGCAUUGA
This is a messenger RNA of Endocarpon pusillum Z07020, 1353 nucleotides long. RefSeq lists its product as uncharacterized. NCBI's taxonomy places the organism in Eukaryota, Fungi, Ascomycota, Eurotiomycetes, Verrucariales, Verrucariaceae. Bases 1 to 1353 code for a protein of 450 amino acids. Gene Ontology annotation, biological process: regulation of transcription by RNA polymerase II. The record is from RefSeq and is a predicted model, not a curated record. The transcript has 3 exons. Gene Ontology annotation, molecular function: DNA-binding transcription activator activity, RNA polymerase II-specific; zinc ion binding.